Mizuhopecten yessoensis (Yesso scallop) is the source of this 1541-nucleotide messenger RNA. RefSeq names its product serine/arginine repetitive matrix protein 1-like. The record is from RefSeq and is a predicted model, not a curated record. The transcript has 8 exons. NCBI's taxonomy places the organism in Eukaryota, Metazoa, Mollusca, Bivalvia, Pectinida, Pectinidae. Bases 49 to 1113 code for a protein of 354 amino acids.
AUUUGUAGCAACUGGCGGUAUAUUUUCUCAGCAAGAUUUUAUCGAAAAAUGGAUACGUUAAGCUCAAAGAAGGCUCUGUACCUUCACAGAAUAAAAAGUACUAAAACUAAGAUCGACUUCGCUGACAUCAGCACUUUUGAUAUUGCUCCAACUCCCCCUAAGGAGCCAAAACCCGAAGCAAGAAAAUUGCACAGGCGUCACAGAAUCUGUGCUCAGAAAUUGAAUACAUACGAGGCAAAAUAUGAAUCUACAGAAGAAUCUGCGACACAGAUACCCAGGACAGAACAUGAUAAUGGAAGUGUUUCCAGUGAUUUACUCGCAGCUAGAGAUCCAGCUUUUCCCUGGUAUUGUCCAACACCAAGAACAGGAAACACAUCCUACAACAAGGAGGAAGAUACUAUUUAUGAACAUGACAAUGUUGUGAAAACCACUUUCGAAGGUCAACGAAAAAACACAUCUCUCAAUGAAGCAGUCAAUGCCAAUCCUAUAAGAUACCCAGCUCCUGGACCCAGAGAACAGUUGGCACCAAGUCCUUUUCCCGUUAACAAGAACAAACUGGCCCCUGUUGUGGACCCCAGAAAGAAUGUUGUAUCCAAACCACCCCGGAAAGGGCCUCGUCCGGUCAAGGCUAAACAUAUGCCCGUUUACAAAGAAAGUGUAAAGACCACUGCCACUGACCAGCCGACUAGAACUGCUCUGCCUGAACCGGUCAACAACCCUAACCCUAUAAGAUACCCAGCUCCUGGACCCAGAGAACAGUUGACACCAAGUCCUUUUCCUGUCAACAAGAACAAACUGGCCCCUUUGGUGGACCCUAGAAAAAAUACUGCUGUACCCAAAACUCCCCGGAAAGGUCCACGUCCGGUCAAAGCCAAGCACAUAUCUGUCUUCCAUGACAAUACAGAGUCCAGCAGUAUGCUGACACAGAUGUACGGUUGCAGAGAAAACUACGUAGCCGAUAGUGUGAUUCCGGUGAUGAAGAACAGCCGCCCCAUCAGAUACCCAUCCCCGGGACCCCGGGAACAGCUGCUGCCAAGCCCAUUCCCAGUCAACAAAAAAGGCCUACCCCCUCUCAUCAAACACGGAAGAGUUGUCGCCCCUAUGUGCGGAUAGAUCCAGCCACUACUCAAAAUACAGACUUUUAUGUAGACGUUGGGAAAAUCGCGUCAAAGUGCUUUGGAAUUGUUACAAAAUCUAUGAUACCUUCAAACAUAUAUAUGGUCUCCAACAUUUACACAUAUUUAUUUAUCCUGAUGUUUAUACGACUUCGACAAUUGCAUCAAUUUUAUCUCUCUAUAUCAAGUCUGUGAUUUACAAUUUUACCACACUGUUUACUUUAUACAUUAUCUAGUGCAAAAUAUUGACAUACUGUUGAUGAAACCAUCGUCGGUUUUAACGUGGAGCGUGGUUGGGGUUUGGAAGAUGUUCAUUGAGGAGCGUGAAUGGUGUUCAAUGUGUUGUUGAGAGUGUAAAUGUUCGAAAGGUGAUGAAUGAUAUAUUAUCGACAGAUGCAAAAUGGUUAUCUUUUACAUAUUUGGUAA